Hymenoscyphus albidus is the source of this 1016-nucleotide messenger RNA. The record is from the annotation of a GenBank genome assembly. NCBI's taxonomy places the organism in Eukaryota, Fungi, Ascomycota, Leotiomycetes, Helotiales, Helotiaceae.
AUGGCUGAAAUUAUUGGCGCCGUAGCCAGUGGUAUGAGCAUUGCGGCUUUCGCGGGUCAGAUAGCUUCAAGUGUCUUGAAACUCAAAUCAUACAUCGACCAGGUCAAAGACGCGCCUGAGGAUAUCAGGAUCAUGGUGGAGGAAAUCGAGGAUCUCCAACUCUUACUUUCCGAUAUUGAGGACGACCAAGCACGAUAUCCUCACUCGGAAAUACUUGCUGGAAGCAAGUCACUUUCACGAUGUUUGAACAACUGCAAACGAGGCGUUGACCGAUUGCAGCGUCUUGUUGAUGAGAUAGCUCUCGAUUUCAAGAGUGCUAAGUCACUCAGACACAAAACCGUAUCGGUGAAGUUUGUUUGGAAGAAGGAUAAGCUUGUGAGGUAUAGAGCUGAGCUUGCCGCUACUGUGAGGCUUCUAAACCCUUCUUAUCAGAUAUAUACAAAGUACGAUAAGUUAUCAUUCCUUUAAUAUUAAACGCUUUCUUCAAACAUCCUUGGACACUAUGGGCUAAGCUCUACUUCCAGGUCUCUGAUACAAGUUCAGCCUGAAAUCAUUACAUCGCAAAUGGCUCAAAUAGUUCAACCAUUUCGACGAGUACCUCGGAGAAUCUUGUACUAGUUUCUGGUGGUAAUUCAGAGAAUAAUCCGUUACCUAAUAACACAAGAAUGCGCGCAAACUCUUCUUCGACAGCAAAAGGUCACUUUACUUCGCGCUGGAAGAAUUAUUCUUUACUCUUAGGUCAUGCUUGGGACUUGGCGAUUAUGAAAUCCUGUCAAGAAUGGAACUUUACCAUGUCUAUGUAUGCUGUCGUAUCUCGCGACUCUCGAGUGGUUAGGUUUGCAGAGGAAGGGAAUAUUGCAGGUCUUCAAAAUCUUUUCUCUGAGGGCAAGGCUACCCCUUUCACGACUUGUUGUGAAUAUUACGAAACGACCCCACUUGGGCUGUUACUGUUGCCAUCAACGAAAUCCUUAUUAGAGGCAGGUCAAUUCAAUCUUCUAGCAUUUAUUGAGGUCUGA